This is a messenger RNA of Melozone crissalis (California towhee), 2876 nucleotides long. It is a transcript of the gene CTNNBL1, whose product is annotated as catenin beta like 1. The transcript has 16 exons. Gene Ontology annotation, cellular component: spliceosomal complex. Lineage: Eukaryota; Metazoa; Chordata; Aves; Passeriformes; Passerellidae. The record is from RefSeq and is a predicted model, not a curated record. Bases 54 to 1745 code for a protein of 563 amino acids.
CGCGGCCCCGGUGCUUUGCGACAGGUUCCCGGUGGCGGGGCCCGGUGGGUGCGAUGGACGUGGGGGAGCUGCUCAGCUACCAGCCCAACAGAGGGACAAAAAGACCCCGUGAUGAAGAGGAGGAGGAAAUCAAAGCACGUCGGAAACAAGCCAGUGCCCGAGAGCAUGGCCGUCACAGGGAAGAGGAGUCUGCUGCCCUGGAAGAAACUGAUGAUGAGAAGAAGAAACUCCUUCAGAUAAUUGAGAGGGAUGGAGAAGAGGAAGAUGAGGAAGAGGAACCUUUGGAUGAAAGCUCAGUGAAGAAGAUGAUUCUCACCUUUGAGAAGAGAUCCUACAAAAACCAGGAGCUGCGGAUCAAGUUUCCCGAUAAUCCAGAGAAGUUUAUGGAGUCAGAGCUGGAUUUAAAUGACAUCAUUCAGGAAAUGCACGUGAUCGCGACGAUGCCCGGCCUGUAUCACCUGCUGGUGGAGCUGAACGCUGUGCAGUCUCUGCUUGGGCUGCUGGGACAUGACAACACAGAUGUUUCCAUAGCUGUGGUUGACUUGCUGCAAGAGCUGACUGAUAUUGAUACUCUCCAUGAGAGUGAAGAAGGAGCUGAAGUCCUCAUAGAUGCUCUUGUGGAGGGCCAGGUUGUGGCCUUGUUGGUCCAGAAUUUAGAGCGCCUGGAUGAAAGUGUGAAGGAGGAGGCUGAUGGUGUCCACAACACCCUGGGAAUCGUGGAGAACAUGGCAGAGUUCAGGCCGGAGAUGUGCACGGAGGCUGCACAGCAGGGCCUCAUGCAGUGGCUGCUCAAGAGGCUGAAGGCUAAGAUGCCUUUUGAUGCCAACAAGCUGUACUGCAGUGAGGUGCUGGCGAUUCUGCUCCAGAAUAAUGAUGACAACAGAGAAUUGCUUGGGGAGCUGGAUGGGAUCGAUGUGCUGCUUCAGCAGUUAUCUGUGUUUAAACGACACAAUCCAAGCACAGCAGAGGAACAGGAAAUGAUGGAGAACCUGUUUGACUCCCUCUGCUCCUGCCUCAUGCUCAGCUCCAACCGUGAUCGCUUCCUGAAGGGUGAGGGUCUGCAGCUGAUGAACCUGAUGCUCAGAGAGAAGAAGAUUUCCCGCAGCAGUGCCCUGAAGGUGCUGGACCACGCCAUGAUCGGACCAGAGGGCACUGACAACUGUCACAAGUUUGUGGACAUCCUUGGGCUGAGAACCAUCUUCCCUCUCUUCAUGAAAUCACCCAAAAAGAUAAAGAAGGUUGGAACAACUGAAAAAGAACACGAAGAACAUGUCUGUUCCAUCUUGGCUUCCCUUCUGCGAAACCUGAGAGGGCAGCAGAGGACACGGUUACUGAAUAAAUUCACAGAGAAUGACAGUGAGAAGGUUGAUAGGCUGAUGGAACUGUAUUUUAAGUACCUGGAUGCAAUGCAGGCAGCUGAUAAGAAGAUUGAUGGGGAGAAACACGACAUGGUGCGUCGAGGAGAGAUCAUAGACGAUGACAUGGAAGAUGAAUUCUAUCUCCGUCGUCUGGAUGCUGGGCUCUUUGUGCUGCAGCUCAUCUGUUACAUCAUGGCAGAGAUCUGUAAUGCCAAUGUUCCCCAGAUUCGUCAGAGAGUCCACCAGAUCCUGAACAUGAGAGGCAGCUCCAUUAAAAUUGUUCGACACAUCCUGAAGGAGUACGCGGAGAACAUCGGGGACGGGAAGAACCAGGAGUUCAGGGAGAGCGAGCAGAAACGGAUCCUGGAUCUGCUGGAGAAUUUCUGAGACACCUCUGUGUCUGCCCACAAGGACCUGGCGCCAUCCUCCCUCCUCCUGCCCCUCCUCCAGCCUCUCUUGCACGAUCAAAGUGAUGUUUCUAUGAAACUGCUUCUAAAUGGGAUUUGGGAGAUAUUAAAGAUAGUUUGCUUUUUUUUUUUUAGUUGCUGGUUUGUUAUUUGAGCAGUGUUCUGUGAAUGGGGCUGCAGCUGCAUAUCCAGCACAAAGCCAGCAUGAGGUUCUCAUCUUUUUUAUCUUUUCCCCCCUAAAUCAAGCUGCCAAGGAUCCGUGUGAAACAAUACAAAUGUAUGUGUGGCAGGGAGGGCAGAGAGGAAGCCUGCCUGGCUCGAGAGACUGUUGGCAGGUUAUUCCAGCCUGAUCCAUUAAUGAAAAUGUACAACCCUUGCUCUGAUGGGAACCAGGGAGGCUGAGGUGGUGGUGUGUGUCCAGUUCAUCCCUUCUUCAGUGGCACUGAGAUCCAGGAAUUGGCCACAUCAGCCAUUCCUGUUACAUCUUCCCAAAGGUGAGUGGGAAUUGAAAUUAGGUUCUGGCACAGGCUGGUCACUGUUCCCUCCUGCAGAGGGAAAAGAGAGAAUGAGUCCAUUGUGGUUUUACCCAGAACUAAGAGUGAGGGGAGGUAAGCAGUGACAUGCCCACAUUCCAUUGCCUUGCUUUCACUGACAAUUUUUGGUCUUGGCUGUGCUUGUUCAGUAGAAAAGCGGUGUUGUGGUUCCUGGACCUGGAGCUUGGCUCUUGGAGCAGCAGCAAGUCCCUGAGAGCAGAGGGAUGGCCCUGCCUGCCCCAGGGAAAGGGGCCACAGCUCAUUCUCAUCAGCCACAGUGUGGUUUUGGGUGUCAUUGUGCCAAACUCAGUGCUUCCCUGAGCCGGGACUCCCAGCUGGGAUGGGAAGUAGCAGAGGAUAUUUUCCUGCAUCCUCUUUUCUGCUGCUGAAGUUAAUGACUGUCAUCACAAGCCAUCGUGGCUCCUGCAAGCUGGGCCGUGCCUAAUUUAGAGAGAUUUGCAUGCUGGCAGCAUUCAUUUUUUAUCUCCAAGAAAAAUGCAUUGUCAGGCAAGCUUAAAGGCUUCCUUCAAUCCUCACUGCACAGGCACUGCUGGCCUGGUGCUAUUGAACACUGGUGU